Messenger RNA from Mesorhabditis belari, 7251 nucleotides. Lineage: Eukaryota; Metazoa; Nematoda; Chromadorea; Rhabditida; Rhabditidae. The record is from the annotation of a GenBank genome assembly.
AUGGUAGUAAGGCAACAUUUUCGAAUGAAAAGAAAGACUCGUGGAAUAACGGUCAAGAGAGAGGAGUACACUUUUGCUUGUUGCACGACGGUGGUCUCAAGAAUGCCCGAAGACGAAAGCAAGAGGCCUAUGAAAAAUGUGGAGACAAACGUGCUCGAAAUGGCUGCUCGUCUUGCCGAAGUGCCCCGAGGAAAGGACGCGUCGGAUUUGCCUGGUGAAUCCCCGUUGGCCCGCCGAAGACUUCAUUCGGGUUCGCCGAUCACGUUUUUGAAGAAGCUUCGAGGGCACCAAACGAAGAAAAACUCUAAGAUUCAUCCGUGCCUUGCACCUUACGAAGAUCUUUUACCACCAUUUGACGUCGAUCCGCAAAAUCCUGACCAAUUGGCCAAAAUUCUUUUGACCAGUGGGGCGAAGGCAAAGUUAUAUCUUAAUCACUACCUGGAGGAGGCAAGGUUGUCGGGUUUACUUGUUGGUGACUCCCAAUUGCCAUCAUUGGAACAAAGUGCUGAAUACUUUGCCAAGUUGUGCGUUGCUGCCGAAAAAGCCGGUGAACCGAAAAAUCUGACUUUACCAUCCUUGACUCCGGAAGAUGCUGCGAACGCUCUAGCCCUUCUUAAUGCAAUCAACUUGCGUCGAUCUCCUUCGCGACGAGUGGAAAGCAUAAUGGCGGCUGGUCAAGAUCACCCGGGUGCUCAAGCCUCCGAUGUUGAUGGUGGAACUGGUUCCGAUAUUGCCUCUUUAAAUGGCGAAGAUGAGCUGAUCUCCGACGAAGACACUUUAUUUGGACUCGCCUGCUGUGCCGGAUUUCCUGAACUGGCUCGAGAGCUGAUCUAUCUUCGUGGUACAACGGAAUUCGAAGGUCCUCACGAUUGCACCCCCCUAAUGGAAGCUUGUUCUGCGGGAAGAAUAGAAAUUGUGCGUGUUUUACUUGAACAUUGUGCCGACAUCAAUGCACAAUCAGCUACAAGCAACACGGCUUUGAUUUAUGCAGCAGCAGCUGGAUUCCUCGAAUGCAUCAAGCUCCUAAUUGCCACCGGUCGUUGUAACCUUGAGCUGCGAAACGAGAAUGGACAUUGUGCGCUGAUGGAGGCGGCUAGUGCUGGGCAUCUGAAUGUGGUCGAAGAACUGGUGAAGAGCGGCGCAUUGGCUGUCUAUAUGAACACGAAUAGUGACUUUAAAGAGUCACCCUUAACUUUGGCCGCUUACAAGGGGCAUGUCCAACUGGUCGAGUACUUGUUGUCAAUUUCAUCUGGAUCCAACCGAGACGAAGAACUUCAUACCGCGUUGAUGGAGGCUUGUAUGGAUGGUCACACGGAGGUGGCAGCUUUGCUUUUGAAACAUGGAGCGCCGGUCAAUCUUUUAUCCGAAUCGUUUGAAAGUCCGCUUACUUUGGCGAGCUGCGGAGGACACACGACACUGGUGAAAAUGCUGCUGGAUGCUGGAGCACACCUCGAAGAACCGAAUGAUGAAAGUUAUACACCAUUGAUGGAAGCCAGUCGAGAAGGUCACACGGAAGUUGUAAAGCUGCUUUUGGAAAAGGGUGCAAAUGUUAAUGCCCAAACAGAUGAGACCGGUGAAACAGCAAUGACGCUGGCAGCUUGUAGUGGACAUACUGAAGUUCUUGCUUUGUUAGAGAAAAGUGGGGGUGAUUUGGAAAUUGGGGCCAACUCGCCGUUGAUGGAAGCCAGCCAAGAAGGACAUUUGGAAACCGUGAAAUACAUUCUGGAUUACGCAAAACGAAAGAAGCUGAACCCAACUGAGUGGAAGGCUAAUCUCAAUACGUCGUUGAUUGUUGCUGCCGAAAAUGGACAUUGUGCGAUUGCCCAGGCACUUGUAGGACAUGGAGCCGAACUCAACUAUGAAGUGGACAAUCGAAACGCUUUGAUGAGAGCGGCAAAGCAGGGAUAUACAGAUGUGGUUGCCUACUUGUUAGAGAAUGGAGCUGAUGCCAAUCGAAAAUCCUCAAACUCCGAUACAACGCCUCUCGUCUUAGCUAGUGGAAGUGGACACAAAGACAUUGUUCAACUACUUCUGAAACAUGGAGCUAAUCCAGGAGUGAUUGUUAAGGAUGGAUACACGUGUGUGAUGGAUGCGGCUGCGCAUGGCCACACGGAUAUCGUUGAAUUACUUCUUGACCAUGAGGGAGCCAUUUUGACGAGCAACCAGCCACCCACAUCAACAAAUGUCUUGUCGUCUGGGCUUCCCCCACCGCCUUCUGCGUUACCACCUGCCAACCCAGCUCAACACGCACGAGCGCGUCGUCAAAAUAAAAAAACGUACCCUCCUGUUUCAUCGCCUACCCUUGGACAACCGAAUUUGACGGGCAAACCGCGCAUCGAGCCACCCGAACCAGCCCGGCGCGCCGUGCUACAUCAACAAAUUCUGGGAACGCUUGCUUUGGAUGCAUGGAAGGAGGGCGAUACGGAAGCAAAUGAACCCUAUGUCGACUUGGAAUCAAUUAUUGGAAGUGGCGAUAAUUUACCAGAAAUGCUCGCUAACUAUUUUACAGCCUUCAACGAGAUUACACGACGAUCUAAUGAGGGGCCGGAUAAAGAGAUGCUAGAUAAUGUUUUGGCACAAUGGGUUCCCUACUUCAGAAACCUUCCUCCUGAAGCAUUUCGCGGUCGUACUCCAGGUGGGCAAUUGCCUGGAAUGCAGCUAUCAAGUACGACAACCACAAGUUCAUUCACUACAACGGACACCGCUUCAUCUGCGAUGACAAGCUUUUUCCAUUCCGCCUACGAAAAUCUGAAAAGAAAUUUUUCUGGAGCACCGGUUGCAAAAACUGGGACAUCUGACAAAAAAGAAGCACCAACUCCAACUCCAAAGAAAUCGGAUGCGCAGACGAUAAAAGAACCGGCAACUCGAACACGAACCUCAGCUGAAUCAACAUCGCCAGCAUCAAGCGUUGCCCAAAUUCCCAAAGAUCCAGCCAGCAUCUUAAAAGCAAAGGCGCAAGUGGAAGAAUACCUUGCUCAUCUAACACCAAAGCAACAAAUGGAACUUCACGAAUCGAUUUUCAAAUGUCAUCCUGGUGAACCAGCAGCUUUGAAGUCAAACAUCGCAAAUAUUCUCAUUCGACAUCCAUUUCCCCGAGAGACGUUAAAGAACUACGUCGAAUACAUUGAAGAUCUCAAGACUCGAACGGUUCGUCGAACUCAAAGUGAGGGUGAUGCGGGAAAGCAAUCUGAUCAGCCGGUUAAAGUUGACGCCGAUGGCGCAUUCUUCAGAGAAGCACUCACAAAGAUUAAAGAGCACUUCAUCAAUACACCCUUCAGCGGAAAAAGCACCAGCAAAGUUGAUCGAAGCAACCAACCGUGCAAGCUUUCUGUGGACAUGAUGACAGAAAGUAACCACGAUACACCGCUCUCGUUUGCUUGUCAAAAUGGGCAAACAUCUGUUGUUCAAAAUCUACUCCGAAGAGGUGCUAACAAGGAACACCGAGAUAAGAAGGGUUUCACACCUUUGAUUCUUGCUGCUUCUGGGGGCCAUGUAGCGGUUUGCGAAUCUUUGCUCAACGCGGGUGCAGAAUUGGAGGCUCAAAGUGAACGCACAAAAGACACCGCUUUAUCAUUGGCUUGCUCGAGUGGACGAAAAGAGGCUGUCGAGUGGUUAUUAAAGAAAGGUGCUAAUAAGGAACACCGAAAUGUCAGCGAUUACACGCCUCUAUCGUUGGCUGCAAGUGGUGGUUAUGUGGACAUUGUGACAAUGCUGCUCGACUCUGGCGCCGAGAUUAAUUCAAGAACCGGAAGCAAACUUGGAAUUUCCCCACUGAUGUUAGCUGCAAUGAAUGGCCACAAAGAUGCAACAAGGAUUCUAUUGGAGCGCGGUUCUGAUAUCAACGCUCAAAUCGAAACAAACAGAAACACGGCAUUAACUUUGGCUUGUUUCCAGGGUCGAACCGAAGUUGUUCGCUUGUUGCUGCAAUAUAAUGCCAAUGUGGAACACCGAGCAAAAACUGGACUAACACCACUGAUGGAGGCUGCAAAUGGUGGCUAUACCGAGGUCGGCGAUUUGCUUUUGGAUGAGGGUGCUGAUCCAAACACUGGUCCUGUGCCAUCUUCAAGAGAUACUGCGCUAACAAUUGCUGCAGAUAAGGGACACGACAAGUUUGUUGAAAUGCUUGUGCUUCGACAUGCCCAGAUUGAUGCCAGAAAUAAAAAGGGUUGUACAGCUUUAUGGCUAGCGUGCAAUGGUGGUCAUUUGGAAACUAUUAGGAUUUUGGUCGAGAACGGGGCUGAUGUUGAUUGUGCUGAUAAUCGAAAAGUAACACCGCUAAUGAUCGCCUUUCGUAAAGGGCAUUUACCAGCUGUCAAAUAUAUGGUUCAACACGUCACUCAAUUUCCUUCGGAUCAAGAUCUGGAUCGUUAUAUUGGGACGAUCACGCCAACGGAAAAUGAACUAUUGACGAAAUGCACCGAGUGUCGGGGAGAAAUUGUGUGUGCCAAAGACAAACAAUCAAUUGAAGCCGCCAAAGCUGCUGAAGCUCUUUUACAGAUGUUGGAAGAAGAGGAGGAGCAAUUGAGGACAAAGAAACAAGCGAAGCAAAGGAAGAACGAAAAGAAAAAGGCCAAGAAACAAGCGGCAAAGAAAGUUGCAGACGAUGAGAAAUAUGAAUCGGAUGCCGAGUUAAAAGAAGAAAAGGACGAGGAAAAUGUCGGUGUCAUCUCUAUCAAAGAAGCGCCGGUCAAUGACUCUCUCUCAUCCUACACCACUGCCGACGAGGCACUUGCGCCGGUUGUCAUUCCAAAACCUACACCCAUUGAAGAGCGUGUACCCAUCGUACUACCUUCACCGAAAAUUCGUUCUCCAUCACCGAUUGCUAUCUGCACCAAUGUUGAAAUGACUAACUCAGCUGGAUCGAGUGUUAUUGAACGCCAAAAAGCAAAGCGUGCUGAGAAGAAAGAAACCCAACGUGAAAGGAGACGACACGAGAGUGGAAAGCAUCUCGCGAAUCAUGGCACGAUGAACUCUUCAACAUCUCCAUCACAGAGUCAGAAAAGUCCUGUGUCAAAUUACAUAGCGUCUGUUCAAAACGAAGAAUGGGUGAAAGCUAAUUUCAAAAGAAACAAGGGGAAAAUGGGAGUGUCGAGCACCAGAACAUUGGCUCAAACUUCUAGCGGCCCGAUUGAUAGCUUUUUCCUGGAUGAUGCUGGAGUUUAUGCUGGCUGGAAAGAUGUUGAAUUGUCACGCCGUCGAGCCACUAUAAUGAGUUUGUCAUCGAGUGCAAUUGCUCGUGUAAUUGGUCGUGGAGGUUCAAACAUUAACGCAAUCCGAGAAGCCACUCAAGCUUCAAUUGAAGUUGAGAAGCAAAAUCCGAAAAAGGAACAAGCUGAACGGCAAAUUACAAUUCGAGGAACUCUGGAGACUGUGAAGUAUGCGGUCCAAAUGAUUAAUGGUCUCGUCGUCGACCAAGAAGCAUCAGUCAAUGACAUCGUCAGACAGGUUCUAAGAAGCGGCAGCGUUUCAACGGGAUCGGCGGCAUCAUCAGAAGGAAUAAAAGGCAACACAACUGGCUUCCAAUGUGUUCAAGAUUUCAAGACAAGUCCGAAGAUGACGCGUGCCGCCACAGCCUCAGCUGCUCCUGCACCAACAACCAAUAUCUGGCAACAACGUAUGGCCGCUCGUCAGAAAGAAGAGGACGCACGCCGUGUUUCUACAUCACCAAAGGGAGAACACCGGAUUCCCAUGCCGAAACAAGAACAAGUUGAGGAUAGAACAACUUUCAAGCCACUUGUGCACACGCAAAUUGUUUCGGAUUCAACCAGAGAUUCUGGUGGAAGUUCAUGUUUGACAACUCCAUCUCCACCCAUUUCUCCACCUCUUGCCGAGCCAAUUAUGAAUGUUCCACCAUUUGUGGCUCCCAACCCGUCGGGCGUUAUUUCUCGUCCCAUUCGGCCAGAACAACCCUCGUCAGCUUCUUCAUCGGGAAUUUCUGCCUCAUCGACAAUCUUGACUGCUCCUUCACCAAAUUCGACCGCUUCAAUCAUUGGACAGCCAUACCACAGCAGUGAGCCAACGACUCUUGCAUCGAUCAUUGAAAGUCCCACAUUGCCAACCACGACAAAAGCAUCUCCAUUGCUUCCACCGACCGUCGAUUUACAUUCAAUCAACUUUGCUUCAAUAUUUCCAUCAUUUCCAAAUGAAACUCCAAAAGACAAUGCCUUUAUGCCAAUCAUUAAUGCUCCGCCAACUUUGAUCAACGAAGAACGAGCGAAUACCCCAUCAAUCUCUGGUCUGCCAUCUUCGAUUGCCGACAUUUGGAGUAGCGCUUCGACUGGUGGAGAGCCGUGGAACAGCAAAUUGCUUUUAAAUGGUUUUGGCUCACUUUCUCUCGGAACGCCUGCACAAUCACAUGUUCAAGAUUGGGGAACUGCCGCAAAAAAUGAUCCGCAACUAGCUUUUACUCAACAGGGCAAACAACUCGGCAAUAUUCUCCAACCAAGUGAUAGCCGGCCGGGCUCAAAUCAAACAGCAGUUUUCGCAAAUAUUGGUAAAGAUGAGACAGCCGAAGGAUGGUCUUCUCCUAAAAAGUUUAUGGGUAACAUGGUCAAGUCGCAAAAUGGAAUCGGUAGCGGCUAUGUUCGACCUGCCUCGGCUGCUGGUGGAGUGUCAUACAACACGGUUCCAAAUUUGACUACACAACCUCCACGUCCAAUGGUUACCGCACAGUCGCACAGUCGAACACAAACUCCACUUUCGGAUCAACAUUUUUACAGCCUUGCCGCUCAAUUGGCAGCAAGCUCACAGAAACCACUUGGCGAACGAGCACCUCAUGCCUCGGUUGCUCAAUUCAAUGGAGGAGCGACAACGGCUAUGAUCAGUCAAAAGACUAUUCCAAAUGUUUACCAGGCGGCCCCCCAUGAAUUUGACGCGCUUGGUCAAAUUUUACAGAAAACCACAUUUGCUGGUGUGCAUCAUCAAACUGUCGGAGCCCCAAUUAAUAGCCAAGCAUCGGAUUAUCAAGCAAUUCUCCGGAACUCAAAUCGAACUGGGUCAGGCUAUGGCUUUGCCGGCGCCCCACCGCCGGGCUUUGCUCCGAUCCGACAAGAAAAUACCCCAGCAGUACCAACGAUUCGUGGAUUUACCCAAUACAAUUCAUCGCUUCCAGCAACAACUAUCCCUCAAACGCAACCAUCUGUGCAUCCUGGAUUCCCACUUUACAAUGGGCAAGCUGGAUCAACAACAACAACAUGGUCUAAACCAACACCAAAUCCAAUCAAUGGAACUCACUGGACUAACGGAUGGAGC